Messenger RNA from Saxophila tyrrhenica, 1650 nucleotides. RefSeq lists its product as uncharacterized. The coding region runs from base 1 to 1650 and encodes 549 amino acids. Lineage: Eukaryota; Fungi; Ascomycota; Dothideomycetes; Mycosphaerellales; Extremaceae. Gene Ontology annotation, molecular function: protein binding. The transcript has a single exon. The record is from RefSeq and is a predicted model, not a curated record.
AUGCCAUUGGGCAGAGUACGACCACAGGCCUUAGCUGUCGAUGCAGGAGAACACUCCCAGCUUCCACCACACCUCCUCGAUAUCUGGGAGCACGCAGCAUUGCUAUACCAUGGCUACGAAUGGCAGGCAGCAGCCGACAUGUUUAAUAUCUUGGCAUAUAAGGUCUGCGAUCCGCUAUCUGCUACCCACUGUCUGGUGAAUGCCGCCAUGAUUCAAGCCCGACUCGGAGACUUCGCCACCGCCCUGUCCACACUCAUCGCCGCAGAUGCAGCAGGAUAUGGCCUUCUGCUGACCACUUUCCUGGUCGGACUGGUCAGCUACGAGCUCGGGGAUCAUGUAAAAGCGGACGCCUGCUUCGAAAUCGCUUACGACGAGCUCCGGCUAGGUGCUAUUGACUACAACUACCUGGGCAUGAACUUCAACCUGGAUCAGGAGACGGUGCAUGCCAACCUACGCGCUGUUCGCGAGGCGCGAUUCCGAGCUCAAGUCACUAGAAGCAACAUUGCGACGAUGAACGCCGUGCCCGCGAACUGCAUUUUCGAAGCACCGCCGAGGCUUCGCGCAGCUGCUGCGGUUGAAAGAAAUUCGAGCUUGGGCUCACGGACUCGGAGAAUACCGCACGGACCGAUCAAGGGUUGCGUGAGAGCUCAUAGUCGGACAGACCGGCCCUCGUGGAGUGAAUGGUGCUGGGGUACACGAUCCCCUCAGCUGGCCAUGACACGAUCACCGUCGGCAAUCUUGCCAAGAUCCAUACCAUCAGUGCCUGCCAAAUCCGCGUCCGCAGCAAAAGCAUGCUCGGCGAUCACCACAGCUAACUCUAGGACCCCUCACCGCCGGAGAACAUGGCACAAGCGCCCUCAUACUCCGUAUGUUGCUCGAGAUGCUCGUGGAGCCCCCGAGUCAACCCGCGCAUCAGCCCGCUUCAUCCGGACAGCGGGACCAAAUGGACUGCAUAACAUGACUGCCCGAGACCCUAGGGGAGAGCACGAACAUACGGAGGAUCUAGCUGGAUUCCUGAGCACGUUAGCUCUGGCGAGAGGUUGUGCGGCCACGACGCCACUGGAGCUUGACGUGUUCUUGGUGGAGAACCUGAGGCGAGAGAAAGUCUUACAGAACGGACAUGAAGAGGUCAAGGCUACUGCACCUGGUAAGAAUAACAUCCGGAUACUGGAUCACCAACUCACGGAUGGUUCCUCAACAAGCAUUUCAUCAUCUCCUGACACCACGCCGACGUCGCCGGACGAAGCGUUAACGACUCUCCAACCGUCCGUCUACGUGCCUGAAGAAUCCAAGCUGAGAGUCAUGCUGAACAAACGACAACGAGGUUGCAACGUUCUCCUCCAACAGGCAGCCGCAACGUACCCUGGACGCAACAUCGAGGCUCGGGCUCAAAACAUGGCUCCAGACGAGGCAGCCCAAGAAAACGCCCACAGGCAGAGCGAGCUGGAACAUACGCUCAAGCUACUCGAAGGUAUCAUCAGGCCUAGAUCCGAGCGGAUGGGCAGGAUCAGGAAGUCGUCGUUGUACAAGCCGCUGCCUCCCACACCAUUGGUGGUCAACAAGAGUGAAGAGUCGCUGGAGGCGAAUUCGGCGUCUAAUACUUCGGUGGCGACGGAGGAGUUCUUUGACAAGGUGUUGGAGAAGGGGUGA